GUAACAUGGAUUAGUGGUUCACGGUUAUAGAUUUGAAACUAGUUAUAAAAUAAUGUAAGAGUGGAUUCUCAAUGAUCCGUCCGUCCGUCCGUCCGUCCGUAAACAAGCCGUUUGAUUUACAUCUCCGCACGUUUGUCACCAUCCUUGGAAAUUUGGUGCUACCAACAGACUAGAAGGCUUUCAUUGUGGUGAAAAUUAGUCUUGUGUAGAUUUAUUAGAUUGAUGAAUAUGAAUGUUUUUGAUGAAUCCAUGAACCAUUUAAACAACUGCGUGUGCCACGGCCGUGCGCUGCUGCCGGCGGCCCAGGCGUGCCGUCGCGCCCUCGGCACGGGGAGCGGGCGGCCGGGAGGCGUGGUGGUGUACGAGGGCGCCCUGGCGCGGCAGAUCCGUGCCGUGAGGGUGUUCUCGCUCGCGACCAGCGCGACGAGCGUCGCCGCGCAGCCGUUCCUCCUGAAGGAGGUGGCGUCUCUGGGCAGCGUCCCGGCCGUGGUGGCGCUGCUGGGGAUGGUGGGCUUCUUUACCGUGGUGACGCCCGUCCUGCUCCACCUGGUGACCAGGAAGUACGUCACGGAGCUGCGUUACGACGCCCGCUCCAACGAGUACACCGCAGCUGUGUUCUCGUUCCUUCUCAGGAAGAAACUGAUAACGUUCACCCCUGAAGAUGUAACAGUUCCCGACGUGCCUGGGAUGUUCUCUACGUUCAAAGCGAAAGGCGUUCCUUUGCUUGUCGACCCCAAGUUGUUCGAAGAUCCUGAACACUUUGUGAAGAUUAUGGGCUACGAUAAACCGAUUGAUUUCAGAAUGAAGUCGGAUGAUGAUCGGACUUCUCCAAAAUAAGUGGUCUUAGAGUGUUGGCAUUAUAUAUGAAUAUUUUGUUGCUCUUCAUCGGAAAGGGUAAGUUUGUUUUCUUUGUACAGGAAUAGAUAGGUGGUACAACAUGUAGUGGAAACUUUAAGUUACUCCCAGAUUCGCAAAUGUGAAUGGAACUCAAUUAAUUGUCGUCCUCCUAUUUAUUUAUUUAGUAUUAAAUUUGAACAUUUGUAUUUAUUUUGUUUGUGGAAUACAUUUUUUAUUACUUUAGAUAUUCUUGUUUCAAAAAUACAAAUAUUAAUGUCAGUGCCAUUACUAAGUGAUAAAAGCCAUUUUUUAUUUGAUUGAAUUUUUGACUCUAUGUUGGUUGCACAUGCAGGCACAAAGGGCAAUGGUUUGUCUAGCUUAUAUUCAGGUAUCUGUGGAUACUAUUUUUUUUUAUUCAAAUUGAAUAUCAAAUUAUCAAUUAUUUUUCGAAUAGACUUGUAACAUACAGUGAAACUGUUUUUUUUUACGUACACUUCACAGGAGUAAAAAAAAUUGAUUCAAAAUACAGUAAAAUUAAAAAAGAGAGGAAUAUAAUUUUAUGGAAUUAUAAUAUAGAAGUGUAAAUUAAAUGAAAAUAAAAUACUUGGCAAUGCA
Messenger RNA from Bacillus rossius redtenbacheri, 1452 nucleotides. Its product is annotated as transmembrane protein 70 homolog, mitochondrial. The coding region runs from base 223 to 837 and encodes 204 amino acids. Gene Ontology annotation, biological process: mitochondrial proton-transporting ATP synthase complex assembly. The record is from RefSeq and is a predicted model, not a curated record. NCBI's taxonomy places the organism in Eukaryota, Metazoa, Arthropoda, Insecta, Phasmatodea, Bacillidae. Gene Ontology annotation, cellular component: mitochondrial membrane. The transcript has 3 exons.